AACAUAAGAAAAGAAAAUGACACAUCCAGUUAAAUGAAGUCUCUCUUAAACCAAAUCCAGUUAAAUAAUUGUCGGUUUAACGUUUUAAACUAGUGCUUAGCCAAUAAUUGUCGGUUUAACGAUUUAAACCAACCCACAAAACAGCGAAACACAUUCAUCAUACCUUUUUUUUCUUUGUUUCAAAUCAAAACAUAGACAUCACAAUCAAUUCAUAAGACCCACACGUCACAUGUAUAGUAGAUGCGUGUGCGUGAUCUUCUAGAGAAGCACUGCCAGAGACAUAAAUACAUAUAGAUAUUUAUCUUAAAAUAUCCAAUCAUUUUCUUACAAGAAAUAAAUAAUUAUUUUAUCAGAAUUUUUUCAUCUACCAUAUGAGCCGUGAUAAUAAAUAAAUAAAUAAAAUAUCACAUCAUAACAUGAGACGUGGCUCGUGAUAAUAUGAGCCACGGAACGCUACCAAUCAAACCCGGUUCUUAUACUCGCGUUGGAGCGGAAAAAUUCAAACCGAAAUUGAAUUUCACCCGGUUUAAUCCGGUUUUCUCCGAUUACUGUUUCACUUUCCCUUACUUUCGUCUCUCUCUCUCUCUCUCUCUCUCUGCAAGCGAUUUCGAGAAGAAGCUAAAGAAAAUGGCGUCAACACGUCUCUUCGUUCUCUACUGCUUCUUCUUCGUCUUCUCAAUCAUCUUCUCCGUUUCCGAAUCUAAAGCCUUGCAGCCUCACGCCGCCGAGUCCUUUAACGUCAGCCUCAUCCAGAAACUGAGGAGUAGUUGCUCGUACACAGUGAUCAUCUCGACGAGCUGUUCGUCGUCGAGGUACACGCGCGACCAAAUCAGCGUGGCUUUCGGCGAUGCAUACGGUAACCAGUGUUCACGGUAUCAACGGUGUAGCUUUGGUGUUUAAAGGUUUGGUUCUUUUGAGAUGAAAAGGACACAUCUCUGGUAUAGAUGAAACUAGUAGUGUUGUAGCAUGGUGAUAGACAUCUAAUAUCAGAUGCUGACGUGGGAAAGGAAUAGAGCAAACUCUCUGGAUGGUUUGGCAGGUUUGCCGUUAGAAGAAGACUCACGAUAGAGACUGAGAUAUAAAUAGAGUUCUCCCUCUUCAUUCGUUCUUUAUGCUUUGUAUAUUGAUGUUGUAGACGCUAUGAGUCUCGGCACGGUCGCCAUGAGAUCGUCGUGAUCAAUCAUCUUCGCCAUGAGAAGGUGAUUGUGAUCGGAAUCUGCAAAGCUAUCUUGUAUUCAUUGUUCUAUCUUGCAUUCUGGUUUGAUUGAGGAGUUAGAGAUAUCAAUACUCUAUCAUUGGUGCGGUGAUACUGGUUCGGAUUCAACGCGGUGCUGCGAUUGUGUGAAGGAGCGGCGAAGACGAAGUGAUCGGAUCAAACUAAGUGGUGCGACAGAGUUGACGGAGCGGUGAAGCAAUUUGAUCGGAGAGUUCGUCCUCGAUCAAUAAUACAAUUUUGUUGGUGACGAGAGUUGAUUCGUGAUUUUACAAGCAAUUGGUGUGUUGGUGAGCCGUUCGAUUGCUGCGAGGUGACGGUGAGCUCGGAUCGUGUGAUUGCGACGGUGUACUCCGAUCGAUCAGACGCAACUGUGAAAUCGGAGCGUGACGAUGAGUUCUGAGAAAGUUACGGUUUUCAGUGGCGUUUCAGGUGAUUUGCGGCCAUGGAUAGCAUAUAUGGAGUUUGGAUUCUCUCUCUUUAAAAAUUUAGAGCUUGACAAGUUAUCUUGGGCUAAGCUAUUCAUGGAUGGUACAGCCAAAGAGUAUGUUAAAAGGUUAGAGAGGAUAUCUCCUUUUAAGAGCUGGCAUGAGAUGAAAUACGCUUUGUUGUUGGUGUUUGGGGAGAAAGAUGAUCCUGAUAAAGUUAGGUUGCAAAUAGAAUCUGAGCAGAAAAUGAAGCGUUGGAUGGAUGAUUAUGAUCGGAAGAAGAAACCAUGGAGAAAGUCUGAAACGAUCCAAGAUGAUGCGAAAAUGAAGCUUACAAUACAUCAUAACGUCAAUUCUCUGGAUAUGAGUGGUUCUGCAGUAGAAGUGAAUUUGGGAGAGGAUGCAGGCUCAAACGAGAAUUCUGUUGAUGAGAUGGAAGUAGAGCAGGAGACAAACUCAUUACUUAUGGAAGAUUCUGAGGAUAAAAUUGUGACAGAAAAUACAGAAAUUGUGAUUAAGAAGGGUUCACUUUCUGUAUUUGAUCACAUAGCAGAUUUUGGAAGUGAAGUAGGAUCUACUGACCUUGUGGCGUUGAGUGAUUCUUUUACACAGUACGAACCGCAGAAGCCAAAUCCAUCAGGUACAGAAGCAACUGAGGAGAAAAUAGUUGACAAAAUUGUAGAGAUGUCUCAGACUCAGACAGAUAUGGUGCAGCAGAUGACUUUAUCAUCGGUGGAUGGAUUGUCUGUGAAUCCUAGUGGUCGUCUUGUUAAUAGUUGCUCGUCACCAGAAUUGAUGCUGAAGCAAGAUUCAUUUCCUAUUGCUGUUCAAGAAUCAAGUUCUGAGACUGUUCAAGCGGAAGAACCAAAUAAGGAGAUAGUGUUACCACCUGUGGUAGAAGUUACAGUGAGAUUGGAUGACUGUCUCGGCUGGAGUAGGUCUUCUCCAGAAAUUUUACUCAAGAAAGAUUCAUUUGGAGAGAUUGACCACGAGAUUGAGUUGCAAGACUCUGCUGAUAAUUUGGUGCUGAAUGAUUUGUCUGUGGAGAAUGAAUUGCAGGUGUCGAAUUCAUCAUCUAUGGAAGAACUCGAGGAAAAAUCUGGGGUGCAGGAGUCUUCUUUGAGGCAUCCAAGCUGCUUCCUUGACCCUGUUUUGUCUAUGAAGUUUAAAGCAACUGCAGAAAGGCCUCACUGUUGGUCAGAGUUUUUGAAGCCUGCAGUAGAGCAUGCCUAUGAUGCGUAUUAUAUUGCUCAGACUGAAGCAAUGCUGCAGAUGAAUCAGCAGUGGACUGAUGUAUCAAGGCAAGGUCGUGGAAACCAACAGAAGUGCCGCAAAACUUGGAAAUUCAAGUUAAAAAAAAGGAAGUUCUCGCAGAGAGUUCCAGGACAGCGUUUCAAAUUCACAGAAAAGAAGUUUAAGCUCAUGAGCAGAGUAGAUAUUAUGGGGGAAGAGACUAUGAAUACGAGAUGGAUGAAGGUUGCAGGUGUCUGGUUUGGGAUUUGGAGGACGUUGAUUAAUGAGGCAGCUAUACGGAAUGUCAAAUGGAACUGUUGUCUUUAUUUGCUUGUCGUGGCAUUCAACAAUAAGAAUUUGCAGGAAGGGGACAAUGCAGUGUAUAGGAGCAGACUGAGACACACACAUACAUCACGAGUGAUAUGUAAAAUGAGAUUGAUUCAACCGGUCAAGGAACUGAAACAGUUUGCUUUAAAGGAUGGCAAGUUUCAAGUGAAGCAUAAAUGGAGGUUUAAAUCUGCUUCAGUUUGGUCAAAUGGGGUCUUCUCAUGAAAGUUUUUCUAUCAUGUUAAUCAGUCCAAGCUUGUGGGCAAGCUUGUCUUUGAGGGAUGGAGUAUAUACGAGAAUAAGAGUGUGUGGGCUGAUAGAGGUUGAGGUGAUUUGGUGCGUUAGCCAACUGUGGGAAAAAGAAGUACGAAUUACACAUUAUCUGUUACAAGUUGUGAAGCAUCUACUGAAUGAUAAAAGAUGCAAGUGGUGGAUAUACAUCAAGAGUCAGUUACAACAAGUUCUCGUACAACAAAGGCAUACGUGGAAGAAGUGUCCCAAGACAUGGAUGUUCAAAUAUAAAGCUAGAAUAAAGCACACGCAAGCUCUGCCAUUACAUGUUUUGCUUAGUCUGUGGAGGUGUUCUUGCUUUGUUUGGCAUCGCUGGAGAAGUAAGGAUGAUUCCACUUGUCCUUCUGAGAUGGUUGGCGUAUAAGAGUGGCAAAAAAAAAAAAAAAAAAAAAAUGUAUAGAGAUUGAAGCGGGAACGUUAAAGGCAUAUAGACUUUCUCAAUGGAGCUGCACGUCAGUUUAUGAAUGCAUAAGAUGGUGGUUUCUUUUCAUACAAGCUUGAGGGCAAGCUUGUUUUGGUUGAGGGGAGUAUUGAUAGACAUCUAAUAUCAGAUGCUGACGUGGGAAAGGAAUAGAGCAAACUCUCUGGAUGGUUUGGCAGGUUUGCCGUUAGAAGAAGACUCACGAUAGAGACUGAGAUAUAAAUAGAGUUCUCCUUCUUCAUUCGUUCUUUAUGCUUUGAUGUUGCUGUAGAUUGACGCCAUGAGUCAUCUUGACCCGAUCGCCAUGAGAUCGGUGACGAAGGUGAAGCUCGCCAUGAGAGCCUAGCCGGAGUCAAGCUCAAAGCUGUUCGUUUAUCAUCUUGUAAUCUCUGUUCUAGCUUGUACUUGGUGUUGGAGUGAUCAAUAAGAAGAGUCUGAGAGUUAGAGAUAUCUAAACUCUAUCACAU
This is a messenger RNA of Brassica rapa (field mustard), 4380 nucleotides long. RefSeq names its product embryo-specific protein ATS3B. Gene Ontology annotation, molecular function: protein binding. The record is from RefSeq and is a predicted model, not a curated record. NCBI's taxonomy places the organism in Eukaryota, Viridiplantae, Streptophyta, Magnoliopsida, Brassicales, Brassicaceae.